AGGAUCUCGCGAGAUCGGGAGCCAUUUCCGGUCUGGUCGUGGUCGUGGCCCGUUCUGCGCCUGCGCAUCAGCUCCGGCGGCUCGCGCUGUGGGGGGGGUGGGCGAAAGGAACCAAAGGCGCCGCUGCGUUUAGAAGGUUUUCUCCGGAGAGGAAGAGACUCUGGCUCGGGACUCUACAGAGUGAGGCCGUGUGAGGCAGAGAGAAGGAGGAGCGGGUACGGAACCUGGGGUGAACUGGAUCUAUCCCCUCCCGCCCCUUUUCGGUUAUUUUUUUGUGUGUCACCCCGGCAGCGGUUCGCGGAUAAUAUCCAAUUGGACUGCGGCCGGAGCGUUGAGUGACAGCCCACCUGACCAAUCAGCCGCAGAACCUGGAAUGAGUGACAUCUACGCCAGACAAUCAACAGCGGAGUGCCGGGCGAGCGACGGCCAAACUAUAGCCAAUCAGCGGCGAUCGAAGACAGAUUGACAGUCGGACUGGCAAAUCAACAGCGGGGUCGGGCCUGAGUGGAGGCCUGCCCCCUCCCAGUGCGGACGGCAGCCGUUUGCGAAUUGGUUAUGAGUCUGCGACCAAUCAGUGAACGGAGUGAGAUGAGCAAGGCCUGAGGCUCCCUGUGAGUCUGAGACAAUCCCUGAUCCCCCUACCCCCAACACACAGUUCACCCCGAUGGAAUUCCCAGACCACGGUCGUGUGCUGCUGCAGAGCCUGCGGGACCAGAGGCACCAGGGUUUUCUGUGUGAUUGCACAGUGCUGGUGGGGGCAGUGCAGUUCCAGGCCCACCGAGCUGUGCUGGCCUCCUUUAGCACCUACUUCCACAUGUUCUACAAGGAGGAGGCGGCGGCAGUGACAGCAGGCCGCCGGGACGUGGUCGGCCUGGAUGACGAGAUAGUCACGGCACCGGCCUUCUCGUUGCUGCUCGAGUUCAUGUACGAGGGCCGGCUCCGCUUCAGCGGCGCUCCCACCGAAGACGUCCUGGCUGCCGCCAGCUUCUUGCACAUGAACGACAUCGUCAAGGUGUGCAAGGGCCGCCUGAAGGCCCGGGCCCUGGCUGAGGCCGACAGCACCCGCAAAGAGGACGAGGCCCAGCAGCAACCGCCACCAGGUGCAGGAGGCGGCCUCGGAACUUUGGGCCUGUCCGCCUCCUACCAGGGGGUUGUGCCUCCUCCUCCAGCACCUCCCCCACAAGCACUGCCUCGGAGGCAGCUCCCACUGCCAACGGAGCUGCCAUAUGCCUCAGGGCGCCCGGAGGGUGAGCAGAACGGGGCUGGGGCCUCCCUCCUGCUGUUGCAGCCUGAGGCCCCGGCUUCAGGCCCUGGCCGCUGGCCACCCGAGCCAGCAGACACUACCACCAGCCAGGCUGGCAUGGAAACGGAGGCCUACCCCAGCAGGCCAGCUGGCAAUGUCCUGGCUAGCCCCUCGUCCUCGACGGCUGAGGCCUCGGGCCCUCGCUGGGCCGGGGUGUCGGGCGAGAGGAGUGGCCGGAGGAGGAAGCCCCACGAGGAGGAGGACGAGGAGGCAGCCAGGGACGGAGACACGGAGGAGGACGGCGAUCUGAUCACUGUCAAGGUGGAGGAUGACCUGUUCUCGGAGGAGGAGGGCGGUGAGGAGCCACCCGAAGGCGAGGCUGAGGAGGUGGAGACAGCAGCCUCCUGUUGCCCUCAGCUUGAUGAGCUCUUUCAGCAGCCGUCCCGAGGCUGCCCACCCACAGAGUUAGCCCAACCCCAGGCCCCAGCCUUGGCCUGCAGUGGAGGGGGCGGGGGCCACAUUGUGAUCUCGGAUGAGGAUGAGAUGCCUUCAGAGGACGACGCGUUCCCGGCUCCCAGCCUCUACCACCAGCAGCACCGGGGCCUUCCCGCUCCUGCUCCACAGGCCUCUCCCGGAGACCUGGGAACUCCGGCCGCCCUGGGCCUUUCAGCCAAGCUGUACUUCCAGGACCUGCCGCCUGGGCCUGGAACGGGCCCAGCUGGCUCCGAGGAUGAGCUGCCAACCUGUGGGGCUUGCGGCAAGACUUUCUCCUGCGCCUACAGCCUGAAGCGCCAUGCCCUGGUGCACACCCGAGAGAGACCCCACAGCUGCCGCUUCUGUCUUCGUCGCUACUCUCAGUCCGGGGACCUGUACCGCCAUAUGCGCAAGUACCAUAACGCCCAGGUCUCAUCCUCAUCCCCUGGGCCAGGGCCUGGCCCUGGUCCUGGCCCCGGACCCAGCCCCGGACGACAGGACUCCAACGGGGGCUGGAAGUGGCUGGACAAGCCUCCUUCAGAACAGUGGAAAUGAAAUCCAUCCCCAUUCCCCGACCUCUCCUCCAUCCUCAACUCUUCCCCCCCUCCCCCUGCUUCCAUCCUCAACUGAACUCUUUUCCCCCUUCUUCUAUCCUCAACUCAAUUCUUUCCUCCCCUUUUCCAUCUUCAACUCAACUCUUCUUUCAUCAUCUAUUCUCAACUCUUCCCCCUCUUCUAUCUUCAACUCUUCCCCCCGUUUCCCCCACUCUUCCCUCUCCUGCCUUCUCAACUCUUACCCCACCACCAACUCUUUCUCCGCACUCCCACUUUGUGUCCUGAAGUGACAGUGGACAGUUUUCGAUGCUACAAGAGUUCUAACAUUUGGAGGGGAAAAAAAACACAAAAUUGCAACAAAAAGUCUUUUAAUAUAUACAUAUAUAUAUAUAUAUAUCCACACCAGCCAUCCUGUAAAAUGACUUUAAAUUCGGUCCCAGGAGCAGUUGAGUAAAAGCUGUACAUUUGAGGAAUGGGUCUUUGUUUCCAAUUAAUUUCUUUGUUCGUACUCUCUCUGGGUCAAAUGGGUGAUGAUUUAACAGCAUUUAGUUUGUUACAUAUAUUAAAACAAUCAUCGAUUUGCUCGACGCAAUCACCUCACUGCUGUGUAAUAAUGCUGUUGACCAUUCUUGUGAUGGUAAUUUCUAAAUGUAAAUGUGUCACAGUGUGGAGCACCCGCAGAGCAGGAAGGGGUAGAUGUGUUCACAGGGACAGUUUUGAAGUAGGAGGGAUGUCUUUGUUAGGUCUGUAGGUCCUGUUCAUAGACCCAUUUAGUUUGGUCUCACCGUGCACAGUGACAUGGGAUUUGUUUUACAGUCAAAUAGUUUAGCAGCUUAGGAAAGAGACUCAUCAUUUCUGUGCAGUCAAUAAGCACUUAUCUUGUCUCAUUUUCCAGCAUUUGACCUGUAGCCUUGUUGUUAUUUUCUGAUAAACCUGUUCAGAGAUGUUAUGACACCAAUCUGUGAGUAAGUGGGACUCAUAUUCGGGUCUCCUGUCUCAGUGGUAAGGACAGUGCUGCACAAGAGCCCCCCUCAUGUAGCCUUUUAUGCUAUGAAUAUCCAAGUGAUCAUCUGAAUACUUAGAUGUCUUGAUGUUCCCCAACUGUACCUCCUUUCUCGGCAGUAAGUUCCAGAUACCCAUCACCCUCUGGGUGAAAGAAAAUGCUGCCUUAAAUCCCUUCUAAACCCUCCUGCUCUGUACCUUAAAUCUAUGCCCCCACUAAGAUGGAUCUUUCUCUCCUUAUGCUUCUCAAUUUUAUGCUCCUCAGCCUUCACUGCUCUAAGGAAAACAACUCAUGCCCAUCCUGUCUUCAUUGCUGAAACACCCUAGCCCAGGCAACUCCCUGGAGAUUCUGCACUCCCUCAAGUGUAAUUGCAUCCUUCCUAUAAAACGUAAGAAAUUCGAGCAGGAGUAGGCCAUCUGGCCUUUUGAGCCCACUCCACCAUUCAAUAAGAUCAUGUUUGAUCUUUCUGUGGACUCGGCUCCACUAACCCACCUGCUCACCCUAACCUUUAAUUCUUUUAGUGAGGCAACCAGAACUGAACACAGUAAUCCAGCUGUGGCCUAACUACUGCAAUGUAAUACAAGUAUCCCAUAUGCCUUUGGAAUAUUUAUUUGUUUAUGUUCCUGAUCUUGUAAACAGAGGACAAUGCUACAUUCUGGUAAACUGUGCCAGGGUGAGGACAUUCCCAGUUCUGGAGUUGCUAUUUGCUGAUCCAGUUGGCUUUCCACCCAUUUUUAUUUGGCCUUUGACUUCUCCAUAAGACAUAAGAGCUGAAGUGGGACUAAUUCAGCCCAUUGACUCUUCUCUCUCAUUUAAUGAGAUCAUGGCUGAUCUGAUCAUCUUCAACUCCUUCCCCAUAACUCUCAAUCUUUUACCAAUUAAAAAUCUGUCUUUCUUAGCAUACUUAGUUACCAAACCUCAAACCUCUACAGUUAAGAAUUCCACUGUCACUAGCCUCCAAGAAGAAAUUCCUCCUCAUCUCUGUCUUAAAAUAGGUGACCUCCUUACUCUGAUGUGGAGGUGACUGUCAGACAAAAUCAGAAGUCACAUGAUUCCAGGUUAUAGUCCAACAGGUUUAUUUGGAAUCACAAGCUUUCGGAGUGCUGCUUCUUCGUGAGGUGAAGUCAGAGAUUAUAUCUUCUGGUUCAAGUCCCUUAAGAAUCAUACAAUCCCAACAGUAUGGAAACAGGCCAUUUUGCCCCAUUGAGCCCACAACAACCCUGCAAAAAGCAUUCCACCCAGACUUACUCCCCUACCCUAUUUCUGUAAUCCUGCAUUUCCCAUAGCUAGCCUGCACAUUUGUGGACACCACGGGCAGGUUAGUACAGCCAAUCCAUCUAACAUGCACAUCUUUGGACUGUGGGAGAGAACUGGAGCAAGCCCUUGCAGACAUGGGGAAGAGUGUGCAAACCCUAGACAGUUGCCCCAGGAUGGAAUCAAACCUAGGUCCCUGGCGCUGUGAGGCACCGUGCUGCCCUUAAAAUAGGGGCCAUCUGAAUAUGAACCAGGGGACCUCUUGAUCUGCAGUCAAAUGUUUUAUCAUUGAGUUGUACCCCCAAGACUGUAGUAUGUUUCAAUAAAGUUGCCUUUCAUUCUUGUAUAUUCCAA
Molecule: messenger RNA, 4882 nt
Organism: Stegostoma tigrinum
Lineage: Eukaryota; Metazoa; Chordata; Chondrichthyes; Orectolobiformes; Stegostomatidae
Product: zinc finger and BTB domain-containing protein 3-like
Exons: 2
Coding region: 665-2272 (535 amino acids)
Biological process (GO): regulation of transcription by RNA polymerase II
Cellular component (GO): nucleus
Molecular function (GO): DNA-binding transcription factor activity, RNA polymerase II-specific; RNA polymerase II cis-regulatory region sequence-specific DNA binding; protein binding
Source: RefSeq, a predicted model, not a curated record